AUGCGGCCCUUUCGCAAAAGCAAAAGUAAAUCUAAAAAAAGUCGAUCAAGAGAUAAACAUAAACGAAAAAAUUGGCGAAAAGCACAACGAAGAAAAUCAACAAAACAUGAUGAUGAAAAUGAUAAAACGGAAUUUGAGGAGGUUGAAGUAGAACGAAGACCGGCACAUAGCAGAAUGCGUAGUAAAAUUAAAUGGAAGCAAGAUUUGCAACCAACAAAAACUGAAACCAAAACAACAACAACAACAACAACAGAAAAAACAACAACGCCAACUUCAUCGAGUGGUUCAAAUUCUUCAAUGUUAUCUUCUCCUUUGACUAGUUCCGUCUGUUCACCAGUUAUGCUAAAACCGGAUGUUCCAACACAAACAUCCAUGAUGUUAAAACCGGAUAUAACUGAAGAGGAUGCUAAUGAAUUAGUUGCCGAGGAUGAAGCUGAACAAAAAUUUGAAAAAACAAAAAAAAAGCAGCAAAAAGAAAAAUUGAAGGAAAAGAAGCGAAAAGAAUAUAAAACAUCUAAAAAACAAGUGAAGCGAUCAGCAGCAAAACCUCGUCGAAGUUUAUCAAAGGAAUCAAAGGACAUGGAAGAGCGGAAAUUUUCGGAUGAUAUUCCGGAAGAAGAAAGAAAAACUGAUGACGAAAUAGAAAAAGCUACGGAAUGUAUAGAGGAGACAAAAGAGAUUGAUCGAACAGAAUGCGCUGAUGAUAUCACACGUUAUACAACCGAAUCUGAAAAAAAAGGAAUGAAAGAAGUUACAGCUGAUUCCGGUCAAGUUACAACUGAUUCCGAUCGAAAAUUUUUACCUUUAAAGACGACAACAAAGUUACCCUCUGAUCAUUUGAUGAAAAAAGCUAAAAAACUUGGUCGGAAGAAGAUCAAAUCACUAGAACAAGAUAAAUCUGAAAAGUUAAAAGUAAUGGAAGAGCGUAAAACUGAAUUGAGCAUUCAAUCAAAGGAAUCAGAGAUAGAAUCAGAUUCUGAUUUAAGCAUAAAAUCACCAGUAAAAUCGAAUGAAAUUACUUCACAGCAACCAACUCUAUUAGUCUUGUCACCAUCGGUGCCACCAUCAAAAGAACCUGUAGCAAUACCUAAAAUACAGCAACCAGCAGUAGAAACAGUACCGAUGCCACCAGUAAUAGCACCAGAAAUAUCACCGCCAUCAGAAAAAUCUACUAUGAAAGCAGAAGCGCAACAACCACCUGCAAUAUCAAUGGCGUUAAAAGAACUAAUAAAAGUGCAGGAAACGCAGCAAUCAUCUGCAAAAUCACCGCCAUCAGAAGAAUCUAUCACAACACCAGAAGCGCAACAGGCACCUGUAGUAUCAGUUGCGCCAAAAGAACUCAUAGCAAUACAAGAAACGCAACAAUCAUCUGAAAAACUAGAAGAAUCAGUCAUAAAAUCAAAAGCGCAACAAGCACUUGCAAUAUCACUGGCGUCAAAAGAACCAGUAAAAGUGCAGGAAACGCAGCAAUCAUCUGAAGAACUAGAGCCAUCAGAAGAAUCCAUCACAAAACCAGAAGCGCCACAACCACCUGCAAUAUCAAUGGUGUCAAAAGAACCAGUAAAAGUGCAGGAAACGCAGCAAUCAUCUGAAGAACUAGAGCCAUCAGAAGAAUCCAUCACAAAACCAGAAGCGCCACAACCACCUGCAACAUCACUGGCUUCAAAAGAACCGAUAAAAAUGCAGGAAACGCAGCAAUCAUCUGAGAAAACAGAAGCGCCACAACCACCUGCAACAUCACUGGCGUCAAAAGAGCCAAUAAAAAUGCAGGAAACGCAGCAAUCAUCUGAGAAAACAGAAGCGCCACAACCACCUGCAACAUCGCUGGCGUCAAAAGAGCCAAUAAAAAUGCAGGAAACGCAGCAAUCAUCUGAGAAAACAGAAGCGCCACAACCACCUGCAACAUCACUGGCGUCAAAAGAACCAACAAAAGUGCAGGAAACGCAACAGUCAUCUGAAGAACUACAGCCAUCAGAAGAAUCCAUCACAAAACCAGAAGCGCCACAACCACCUGCAACAUCGCUGGCAACUCCAACAAAAGUGCAGGAAACGCAACAGUCAUCUGAAGAACUACAGCCAUCAGAAGAUUCCAUCACAAAACCAGAAGCGCCACAACCACCUGCAAUAUCACUGGCGUCAAAAGAACCAACAAAAGUGCAGGAAACGCAACAGUCAUCUGAAGAACUACAGCCAUCAGAAGAUUCCAUCACAAAACCAGAAGCGCCACAACUACCUGCAAAAUCAUUCGCGCCAAAAGAAUCAAUAAAAACACAAAAAACGCAGCAAUCAUCUGCAAAAUCACCGCCAUCAGAAGAAUCCAUAGCAACACCAGAAGCGCAACAGGCAUCUGUAGUACUAAUGCCACGAAAAAAACAGAUUACAGUGCCAGAAAUCAAAAUUCCGACUCAAUCAUCGAAAUCACUUAAACCUUCCGGAAAAUCAGAGACUGAUGAUUUGCUGAUCUCAUCAGCAUUAUCAUCAACCGAAUCCACUAAGAAAUUAGGAAUGAAAGUUUUAGCUACACCAUCUCUACCGGAAACAGAAACCACAUCAUUAAAAGUUGCAAGCGAAUCGCUAAAAUCAGAAAUGAUUAACUUAACUGGUGAUGUGAAACCGGUAAAAUCAACAACUCAGACAUUAUCCGUAUUGCCAUUAUCAAAAAAUGAAGAGUUAAAGCCAGCCGAAAAGUUAACAAAAUUAGCAUCAAAUGCGGUAAUUGCUGUUGCAGAUGAUGAAUCUGAAUCAUCGAAUAGUGACACAUUGGAUUCUCGAAAAGAAAAAAAGCAAUCAAAAGAUAAAGAGAACGAAUAA
Messenger RNA from Brugia malayi, 2811 nucleotides. RefSeq names its product b52-prov protein, putative (gene Bm246). The transcript has 9 exons. NCBI's taxonomy places the organism in Eukaryota, Metazoa, Nematoda, Chromadorea, Rhabditida, Onchocercidae. The record is from RefSeq and is a predicted model, not a curated record. Bases 1 to 2811 code for a protein of 936 amino acids.